CGCGCAGGAUAAGAAAGCCACUGGUGUUGGACAUGCAAUGAUUUGAGCUAUGUCGCUUUCCUGCUGGAUGACAGUAGUCCAACAUGGAUUUGUCGGUGCAUGCCAAAGCUGAGAGUUCGCUAACCAGUCACUGAUUUACAACUUGGAUAGCAGUCCUGGAAAGUAACGAAAUCAAGUAAUACCUUGCGAUUAUUUUUUUUAUUUGCAUUCCGUUAGCAUUUUACGAACUUUGCCUUUGUAUUUCGACUGCUAUGAUCUGAGUACAAAGAAGCCUACUACCUAAAAUGUGCAAGAUUUCAUGUAGUCAGGGGCACUUUUUCUGUUGACACUGAGUGUUUCUCUGUCAAAUCAACAUGUGUCAACGUGUUUUAGAUCCAGCAGAAUAAUGUGCCCGGCGCACGGUGAUUAUUUCAUAUUAAUGGCAUAGACUACACAGGCUUAUUAUGAUGAAUGAUAAAUCAAAUAAGUUGAUUUUAGUUCCAGUUUUGGCUGUUCUUUUUGUAACUAUAGGGUAUCAGUAUAUUUGUCCAGCAGGCAGCAACUCUUGUCACUUCGGGACUGGUGAGAAACUGAGAGGGAUGCGUCCGCCAUCCACCCAGUAUCCCACGCCCGAUGACCUGUACCGAGAUCAAGAACUCGAAGAUGAUAGCCCUCCGAAAUUUUUGUCCAAAUUUAACUUUACCGAGCGAGAGCUCAUGCGGGACGUGGAAUUUAACAUACGAGGAGAUGAUGUGAUAGUAUUUUUGCACAUCCAAAAGACUGGCGGUACCACUUUUGGUCGUCAUCUAGUAAGGAAUAUACGGUUAGAACAGCCCUGUGACUGUAAACCCGGCCAGAAGAAAUGCACUUGUCACCGGCCAGGGAAGGAGGAAUCGUGGCUCUUCUCGAGGUUCUCCACUGGCUGGAGUUGUGGUUUACAUGCAGACUGGACGGAACUUACCAACUGCGUUCCUGUCAUAAUGGACAAAAAGGCUGCUCAGAAGAACCGAAGGAACUACUACUACAUCACCAUGCUGAGGGACCCCGUGUCCCGCUACCUGAGCGAGUGGAAGCACGUCCAGCGAGGCGCCACCUGGAAGACCUCCCUGCACAUGUGCGACGGCCGCUCGCCGACGCAGGACGAGCUGCCCAACUGCUACAACGGCGACGACUGGUCAGGCGUGCCCCUGACCGACUUCAUGGACUGCCCCUCCAACCUGGCCAACAACCGGCAGGUGCGCAUGCUGGCCGACCUGAGCCUGGUGGGCUGCUACAACCUGUCGUCCAUGAACGAGAGCGAGCGCAACCACAUCCUGCUGGCCAGCGCCAUGGCCAACCUCAAGAACAUGGCCUUCUACGGCCUGACGGAGUUCCAGCGCAAGACGCAGUACCUGUUCGAGCGGACGUUCCACCUGCGCUUCAUCGCGGCGUUCACGCAGAUCAACAGCACGCGCGCCUCCAACGUGGACAUCAGCGAGGCGGUGCGCCGGCGCAUCGAGGCGCUCAACUUCCUGGACGUGCAGCUGUACGAGUUCGCCAAGGACCUGUUCGUGCAGCGCUUCCAGUUCACGCGGCAGCGCGAGCACCAGGAGGAGCGGCUCAAGCGGCGCGAGGAGCGGCGGUGGCUGAGGGAGCAGCGCGCCAUGUGGCCCCGGGGAGGCGGGGGGGACGCCGCUGCCGCCGCCGCCGCCGCCGAGCCCCCCGAACCCCGCGCCACCACCGAGGACUACACCAGCCAGGUGGCGCGCUGGUGAGGCCCCUGCAGGAAGAGAGGGGGCGAGCCGUCGGAGGAGGACAACGAUGGCCUCACGGACGCGUCUCUAUUCUCUCUCUCGCUCUCGCCCGCUCCCCCCCCCCCCAUGUCUCCGGCUAUUGCACUUAAAGGUGGAGUCAGUGAUAACUUGCAGAAGGACAGUUGUUUUGAAACUCAACAGUCAAACAUGUCCACCCCUCCCCCUUCAGUGUUCUGGGCAGAGUCACAUGGGCGGCUGGUAGAUCAUUGGCCAGUUUUGGGCAGUGGGGUUAUUCCCGCUGGUUAAAGCUCAACUCACCACUGUCUGCUCUCCUGACCUGUUCUUUUACUCAGAAUAUAAUCUGUAUCGAUAGCCGUUGGAAAUGUGAGUAUUUCACCAAAAUGUUACAAAAAAUCUUUGGAUUUUAGCAUUGCUGACCCCACCUUUAAAGCACUAAAGUUACGUUUUUGUUGCCAUUAAAAUUGCAAAGUCUAUGUGUCUCUACAGCUCUGCCUUUGAGUACCCUUCGGUGUCUUAUGUAUUAAAAAUAUUUUCUUUUUUUAUUAUUUCCGUGCUCAACUGCUCUUGCUGUUUUGUCAUGGGUAUUUAGUAGUGUGCAAAUUGCAAAUUUUAAAGACAUUAAAGAAAAGUCAAAAGCCACAAAAGGAAAAUUAUGAUUAAACUGCUCAUGCUGAUGUCUGUACAGCUCAAAGGUGUGAUCUUGUCAGUUGACACUUGAAGUUUUUAAUUUUGCCGUUACAAAGCCAUAUUGAUACAUUAUAAUAUCUGACAUUUAUGGAAUGCGUGCUGUGAGUGUUGAAAUUAAUUAAAUUUGUGUCAAAUGUAAUUUGCCAAAAAUAAAUUAU
Molecule: messenger RNA, 2578 nt
Organism: Sardina pilchardus (European sardine)
Lineage: Eukaryota; Metazoa; Chordata; Actinopteri; Clupeiformes; Clupeidae
Gene: hs6st3b
Product: heparan sulfate 6-O-sulfotransferase 3b
Exons: 2
Coding region: 444-1733 (429 amino acids)
Cellular component (GO): membrane
Molecular function (GO): heparan sulfate 6-sulfotransferase activity
Source: RefSeq, a predicted model, not a curated record